AUGGCUUCCGGGACUCAACAGGGAAUCGGAGAGCCUGAGCGACACCGCGUUGGAGAGCAUUGGAGUGGUACCAAUCCCGUUCCAACCGUCCAGAAAUUCAUCGAGCAUCUCGACCAGGAGAAGCACGAGCGCGACAAAAGAAUCGACGAUGAGAACCUGGCCAAGAAGGAAAAAGCUCAGAGACAAAAAGACCAAGAGAGCAGAGGAGAACAGCCCGAGGAUACGCAGAAUGGAGAGUUCAUGAAACACAAGCCACGCGAGAUCUCGCAGGCCAAGAUUCGCAACGUGACCGAUCCCACUACUGGCAAGGAGAUUGGCGUGGAGGAUCAGGAUGAAGACUCAAUGGAAGUAGUCAAAAACCCCAGGUUGACUGUCCCUAACGCUAAUAUCGGACAACCCACCUCUGUACAAACGAGUCACGAUCAAGAUUUCUCCGAGUAUAAGGAGAACCAGGACAUCACCGCGCCCCCUGACCCCAUCGCGGAGGGAACAACCUCCGAUGUACCCAUUCGCGGGGAAAGGACUAAUGUGCUCUUCCAUCCCACGCCCACCGUUUCAUAUCAGCCGAUGUAUGAGAAGCUGGAAAAGCGUGCGAUGGAAUUGUGUAUUGCCAUCUUGUUUGCCAUCAUCGUUCUAGGACGGACCUUUGGAGGUUCUCUAUGGGGCCUCAUUCCGCUUGCUGGAUGCAUUACAAGUGGCGUAUGGCUAUGGAUGCACGAAGUUGUCCGGAGGGGCAAGGUGAUGGAGUGGAGUAGCGAACAGCUCCGCGGACAAACUGCAACUGCCAACCUCCUCCCCGAAUCAGUGGAAUGGAUGAAUACUUUCCUCGGCGUCAUCUGGGGCCUCGUCAAUCCCGAUAUGCUGCAACCCGCGGCAGAUACAAUUGAAGACAUCAUGCAAGUAUCUGCCCCCAAGGUCGUUGAGAAUGUCCGAAUUGCGGAAAUCGACCAGGGUAACAACCCUUUCCGCAUCCUCAGCAUGCGCGCUCUGCCAGAUGAUCAUGUCCAGAACCUCAAGGACAACAUCCGUGACGAGAACAGGAAGAAUAAGGAUCCACAGGAAGCUGCUGCCGCGGAAGAAGGAGGUAGCUACUACAAUAUGGAGGCAUCCUUCGCAUACCACGCAAUACCAACCUCCGGGACCGCCUCUUCCAAAGCUCGCAACAUGCAUAUGCACCUGGUGUUCUAUUUGGGAAUUCGCGGCUUGUUCGGCGUACCUUUCCCUGUCUUUGUCGAAUUGACCGAGUUGGUUGGUACAGUCCGUCUCCGCUUGCAGUUGACGCCCGAGCCACCGUUCGCGAAGGAGGUGACCUUUACGCUUGUCGGUAUUCCACAUGUUAAGGCGGCCUGUGUGCCUAUGGUGCGGAGGGGUGUCAAUAUUCUCAACCUGCCGCUGAUCUCGAACUUCGUUAACUAUGCUAUUGGCGCAGCCUGUGCGAUGUUUGCUGCUCCCAAGUCGAUGACUAUGGACUUGAGCAUGUUGCUGAAGGGUGAUGAUAUCGAAAAAGAUACUCAGGCUCUAGGCGUCAUGUGGGUUCGUAUCCAUCGUGCCGUUGGCUUGAGUAAGCAGGACCGCCGCGGUAGCGAAGGUGGUGGUAGCGACCCCUACAUCAACCUUUCCUUCUCCAAAUACGGAAAGCCCAUGUACUGCACGCGCGUUAUCACGGAUGACCUCAACCCAAUUUGGGAAGAGACCGCCGCGCUGUUGGUCACUCCAGAACUAAUCAAGGCGAACGAGAAUUUGAGUAUUGAGCUCUGGGACUCGGAUCGGAACACUGCAGAUGACAUUGUCGGAAAGGUGGAAAUGCCCAUCCACGAGCUGCUCCAACACCCAGGCCGGAUGUACCCGCAGGUCUCCAAGCUUCAGGGUCUUGAUGUGGAUAGUGAAAUGCCCGGCCAGUUACACUGGGAAGUCGGAUACUUUGCUAAGCCCAAGCUUCGACCAGAGUUGCGCACCGAUGGCAAGAAGAAGGAUCUUCCCGAGAGCUUCCAAGGUGACCCAACCUUCGAGGACGAGAAGGGUACUAUCACUAAUGAGGAGGAGGAUGCGGUUAUGCAUACUCCUCCGGACCCCAUCUGGCCUAGUGGCAUUGUGCACAUCGUCGUGCACCAGAUUGUCAAUCUGCAACUUGCCAACAUCAAGGGUAGUGAGGGAAAUCGCAAGGGUAAGGAGUAUGAGCCUGCGAAACCGUUUGGUGAGAACACCGAAGAGCAGGGAGGUGACCUGCCCACGAGCUACUGCAAGAUCAUGCUCAACGACCAACUGAUUUACCGUACUCGAGCCAAGGCCGUAAGCUCCAAGCCCAUCUUCAACGCCGGAACAGAACGGUUCAUCCGCGACUGGCGCUCAGGCGUGGUCACUGUCACCGUACGAGACCAGCGAUACCGCGAGCACGACCCGAUCCUCGGCGUCAUUCCAAUUAAACUGUCCGACCUCUUCCAGACUAGCUCCCAGGUCACCCGGUGGUAUCCGCUGGACGGCGGCGUUGGAUUCGGACGAAUCCGUAUCUCAAUACUGCUCCGACACGUGGAGACCAAGCUGCCUCCCAACAUGCUCGGCUGGGACGUUGGCACAUUCGAGUUUGACAGCGACAAGGUUGUCGCCAAAGGCUACGGCCGUAACGUCAAGAUCAGGACGCGCACUGGCGGUAGCGUGGGUAAGCUCACACGUCGUAUCUGCCACAUGGAUGGCGAGGAUGCAGUCUUCGAUACAUCGGAUGAGAGCUUCCGCGAUUCCCUGCGUUUGCCAGUCAAGCAUCGCUAUCGUUCGCCCGUGGUCUUCGAGUUCCACCUCAAGGGUAAACGAGGCGCUGCGGCAUAUGCCAUCCUUUGGCUGCAGCAUCUGGUUGACAACGAACACACCGACAUUGACAUCCCGAUCUGGACAACAAAGUCCGGUCCUCGUUUAACACAGAACUACAUCACCGAAGCGAACUGGCGCGCCAAGGAAGUUCCCGGCCUGGAAGAUCUGACAGAAGUCGGACGCCUCCAAUUCAGCUGCCGAUUCUCACCCGGGAUCGACGAAUCACACGAGGCUUUCGUGGUAGACAACGACUCGCGCGAGACCUUUGAAACAUGGGAGGCAUGCAUGUCACAGGGAGUACGAUCUCGCAGCGUAUCAACCGAGGUCCCGAGCGAAGUCCAAGAAAAGCACGAACAAUCACUCGUCGACGGUCGCGACGUCCUAAAGCAAGCCGACCCCGCCGAACGCCGACGUUGGAUCGACCGCGAAGGACAUGACUGGAGCGGUGCAUUCGGCCACGAUCCUCGCGCUUACACCGACGAAGUCGGUCGCAAGGUCGCCGAGCCUGGACAAGACAAGCCUCGCCAUGACCCUAUAACUCCGCCACCAAUCAAGGAGCAGCCUUCCGCCCAUUCUGGUUCGCAAAACGGAGAAGCCGAUAGCAACUCUACCUCUGACGAGUCCGAGGGGGAGGACGGGGAGUCAUCGAAUGGACCGUCGACUGUUAGCCCCGUUGCCACUGCUUCGUCGUCGCAGGCGGGUAACGACACCUCGAAUAAGGCUAAUAAGCGCAGUGAGCAGCGUCAGCAGCGUGGCUUGAUGCAGUGGCGCCCUGCGCGCAAUGCGCAGUUCGCGAAGGACGAGGCGAAGUUUGUGCUGCGCAAAAUGAAGAAGAAGAUUGGGGCUGGUGGUCUUACUGGCCGUGAGCCUGACAUUGAGACGGAGACUUGA
Messenger RNA from Penicillium cinerascens, 3693 nucleotides. Its product is annotated as C2 domain protein. The coding region runs from base 1 to 3693 and encodes 1230 amino acids. Lineage: Eukaryota; Fungi; Ascomycota; Eurotiomycetes; Eurotiales; Aspergillaceae. The record is from RefSeq and is a predicted model, not a curated record. Gene Ontology annotation, molecular function: lipid binding. The transcript has 5 exons.